CUCCGGCUCGCAUAAACAGCUUGAGCCUCGCCCUCAGGUGACGCUCCGAACCUGCUUCCGAACAUAAACAGCUCCGAACCUGCUUCCCACUUUCCAAACAGCCCGUCCCCAAGCUGGCAUUGAUCGGGCACUCUGCCUCGCCCCCCCCCACACACACACACACACACACACACACACACACACACACAUCGCAGUCUCCCGUUCCGCUGGCUGCUGCUGGCACCCGAACCCUCUGAGAGCUUCCGCUGCUUCCCACUCGAAUGCAGAUCGACCACAAGUGGCAUCGCCAGUGCUUGUCAUGUCGUGCCUGGAGCCAGUGAGACCAGCUGAUGGACAGUUAGUUGCCAUGACUUCGGCCAUGCUGAAACACGAGGAGGCCACCAGGAUCCCGGUCACUGAGCCCCUCAGCCAGAUUCCCGGCAUUCCGGAUUAUUUCCCCAGCCACCAGCUUCCUCCGGGAACCUACAUCGCUCCGAGUCUGGAUCCUGAUGAGGAGGACGAGCUGGAAGAGGAGCGUAACAGGCUCAAGAACCUUGGGUUUGGCCAAGCCGUGUCGGGAGUCUUCAGCGCAGUCUUCGGGUUGAUCAUCAUCUUCAUCUCCAGGUGGAGACUCAGCUUCCCCAUCCUGGUGGGCACGCCGUGGUGGACCGGAGUCCUGGCGACUGUGGCUGGCCUCCUCGCUCUGGCUGUGCGCAGCUCCUCCAACAAGUCAAUGACCAUCGCUUGCCUCGUUGCUAACAUUCUGUGUGCCAUGGCCUGUACUCCGGCUGUGCUUCUGUACUCUCUCAACGUUCGUUUCUAUCCCUGCAUCGUCUACUGCUUCGUCAACUGCAGAGCGAGAAUUAUCAGCGCCAUCAUCAUUGCCCUGCUCCUGAACUGCCUCAUCUCCCUGGUCAUGUCUGUCGCCAUCGCCAUCAUCAACUGCCGAAACAUCAGGUGCUGCACCGUUGACCCACCCACGACAAUGAUCGUGGUCCACGCCAAUCAGAUGGUUCCUGCUGAACUCUUGCCCCAGUUCACCAACAAGGACAGCCUGAAGAAACUGGACAGCCCCCACCCAGUCUACAGCGUCCCCCUGCACUGAGGGGGUGGGGGGAGAGAGAGAGAGAGAGAGAUCCCCCCCCACCCAGUCUACAGCGUCCCCCUGCACUGAGGGGGUGGGGGGAGAGAGAGAGAGAGAGAGAGAGACCCCCCCCCCACCCAGUCUACAGCGUCCCCCUGCACUGAGGGGGUGGGGGGAGAGAGAGAGAGAGAGAGACCCCCCCCACCCAGUCUACAGCGUCCCCCUGCACUGAGGGGGUGGGGGGAGAGAGAGAGAGAGAGAGAUCCCCCCCCACCCAGUCUACAGCGUCCCCCUGCACUGAGGGGGGUGGGGGGGAGAGAGAGAGAGAGAGAGAGACCCCCCCCCACCCAGUCUACAGCGUCCCCCUGCACUGAGGGGGGUGGGGGGGAGAGAGAGAGAGACCCCACCCUGACCCUGUGUACGGUGUCCCGCUACAUUGAGGAGGUGGGGGUGGUGAGAGAGAGAGAGAGAGGGAGAGAUCCCCCCCUCCCCCUGACCCUGUCUACUCCAUGCCCCCUGCACUGAGGGGUUAGGGGUGGGGGGAGGCAGAGACAGAGAGAGUCCCAGGGCCCUCUAUCUGCUGAUUUCUUGCCCCCACCACCACACCCACCAUCUACAGAUCUCUCCCCCUGCAGAUCUCCCCCUGGAGAUCACCCAACCAAUCUCUUCCCCAACAUCUGCUCUUGUGGAUCUCCCCUCUGGAUGGCCCACUGUAGACCCCUGCCCCUGUAGAUCUCCACCCUUGUAGGUCCCUCUCUGCAGAUCUCUCUCUCUGCAUACCUCCUCGACAGAUCACCACCGCCCAAAUCCACCCACCCCACAGAUCUCCCCUACAAAUCUCACCCUGUCCAGAUUCCGCACCCCAACCUGACCCCACUCCCCGUAGAUCCCUGCCCCAGCAGAUCUUCCCAUGUGGAUCCCCACCUACAGAUCCCUCCCGCUCCGAUCUCUGAACCCGGGCCACGGGG
Molecule: messenger RNA, 2031 nt
Organism: Stegostoma tigrinum
Lineage: Eukaryota; Metazoa; Chordata; Chondrichthyes; Orectolobiformes; Stegostomatidae
Exons: 7
Coding region: 299-1084 (261 amino acids)
Cellular component (GO): membrane
Source: RefSeq, a predicted model, not a curated record